This is a messenger RNA of Gossypium raimondii (Peruvian cotton), 1773 nucleotides long. RefSeq lists its product as uncharacterized. NCBI's taxonomy places the organism in Eukaryota, Viridiplantae, Streptophyta, Magnoliopsida, Malvales, Malvaceae. The transcript is spliced from 3 exons. The coding region runs from base 60 to 1544 and encodes 494 amino acids. The record is from RefSeq and is a predicted model, not a curated record.
CAAUUAACCCAUUUCUAUUUCCUCCUCUUUUCGUCCCUCCAAACUGUACUUCAAUAAUAAUGUCGUGGUUAUCUAGAUCCAUUGUCAACUCGCUGAAACUCGACGAAGACGAUGAUGACCGUACAGAUGCUGCACCGAAUCCCAAAGCCGAACCCGACCUUGACCCUGAUCAAUCCCCUCCCUCCCAGUCCUAUCCUUCGUCGGAUCCCAACACUCCUCGUGGCGUUAAAGAAGACAUCUCCGAGCUUACCAAAACCCUAACCCGCCAAUUCUGGGGCGUUGCCUCUUUCCUUGCCCCGCCUCCUCUGGGGUCAUCGAACCAACAACUCGAUCACACUGAGGAUGAACAAUCCCUCCGACCACCGUCCGAUGGUUGGGAUGAGGCGUCCGAUGAGGCAUUGAUAUCGGGAAUACGUAGCGAUUUAUCGGAGAUUGGCGGGAAGUUCAAGACCGAAAUCUCGAAACUGUCUAAAAAUAUUGCCGUCUCGGAGUUCACUAAGAUGGCUUCGAAUUUUCUUCAGUUGGGAUCUGACGAAGAGAAUCUUGAAAAAUACGAGAGCGGAAACGUUGUCGGUGUGACGGAAGAUGUUGUUGCCUUCGCUAGGGAUAUCGCGAUGCAUCCAAGAACUUGGCUCGAUUUUCCCGUACCUGAUAAUGAUGAUUUUGAUGAUUUUGACAUGUCUGAUGCACAACAAGAACAUGCCUUAGCCAUUGAGCGUCUUGCACCAAGAUUGGCAGCACUUAGGAUUGAAAUUUGCCCGGGAUAUAUGAGUGAGGGUUGCUUUUGGAAGAUCUAUUUUAUACUUCUACAUCCCCAACUCAAUGAACAUGAUGCAGAACUUUUGUCUACUCCCCAAGUAGUUGCAGCUAGAGAGAUGUUAAUGCCAGGGUUACAGUAUCGAGCGAAGGUGAAGGUGGUAGAAGAUCAUUCUGAAAGAGACACUUCAAAAAUAACAGCUGAUUUACCACAUGAAGAGUCUCUUUCAUUGCCUUGUUCAAGUCAAUCAAAGGCAGUGCUACUCAAGGCAACUGGAAGUGGAGAAGGCGAUACUGCUAUAGUUGUUGAAAUUGAAACAGAGCAGCAUCCAGUUCAGAGUGGUGAGAUGCAGGUUGUUGACAAGUCUGUCAUUGAGGAAGAGCCGAUGAAAGUGAUUAAACAUCAACAUUCAACAUCUGGUUCAUCUGGAGUUUCUAUUGAGAAAUUUGAAGAUGAUGCUGAUGACUGGUUAGAGGAGGAAACUUCAGAGGCAUUUGGCAGAAGUGCUACCACAAUCCCACUUGGAAAUGAUGAGGAUGUUUCAUUCAGUGACCUUGAGAAUGAUGAUGACGAUAGUGUGCCAAUAAGUUAUAAGCAAGUGACAUCUGGUUCUGAUUCUUCAACAAAAGACUCAAGAGAUUGGGUUCAACUUGGCAGGAGCUCUACAGACUCGGUUAAAGAUGUUAGCUGUGUUGGUGAUAAACUUCUUGGGUCUGAGGAGGUAAGUGCUCGUAACCCUGAAACCAAGGAAUCAAAUGACUGGCUUGAUAUUGAAGAGAUCAUGUGAACUCUAAACCUUUGGGGUAUUUGAAAUUUAGAUUCUUCAUGGUUAUAUGUGUAUGGUUCCAUCAGUCCAAGCUAAGGCUCUAGAAACUGUGUUUUGUACAUAAAACCCAGUUAAAAUUGGAUAAUUUUAUGCUCAUGUGAUUUCCACGUGGAUUUGUGUCUAAUGAAUUAUGUAAUUGCUGUUUGAUCAGAGAAAAAUUUGGAGCUGUAGUGAUUGAAGUUGUUAUGUA